This is a messenger RNA of Maniola jurtina (meadow brown), 864 nucleotides long. It is a transcript of the gene Time, whose product is annotated as superoxide dismutase [Cu-Zn] 2-like. Gene Ontology annotation, molecular function: superoxide dismutase activity; copper ion binding. The coding region runs from base 132 to 794 and encodes 220 amino acids. The transcript is spliced from 5 exons. Lineage: Eukaryota; Metazoa; Arthropoda; Insecta; Lepidoptera; Nymphalidae. The record is from RefSeq and is a predicted model, not a curated record. Gene Ontology annotation, biological process: removal of superoxide radicals.
CUUAGGCUACAAAUAAUAUUUUGUUUAGUGACUGUGAGGUGCAAGGUUAAGUAAUAGUUGUGAUUACUUAGUGCGACGUGAUAACUUUGUUUACGUCUUCGGAAAAUUAUAACUAUAUAGAAAAAAAAAAGAUGAUGUAUCAGCUAUUAUUCUUGGCGUCAGCGGCGCUGCUCGUUGCCGGCCAUGGCGGCCAUGACCAUUCCCACAUAGCAAGUACAAGCAAGGAGGGAGCAACUCUACGCGCAGUAGCUCGCCUGGCCAGCCCAGAUGGCCACGACAUCCACGGCAAUGUGACCUUUACGCAAGAGGGUGAUACGGUCCACAUCCUUGGACACAUCUACGGCAUGCCAAAGGGACUAUACGGAUUCCAUGUCCAUGAGAGUGGAGAUAUCACUGGAGGGUGCCUCUCUACUGGAGCGCAUUUCAACCCUGAAAACAAAUUACACGGCCAUCCCGAAGAUGCAGAGCGCCACGUUGGAGAUCUUGGCAACAUUGAGUUCGACAAUGAUAGCCUGAGUCAUAUUGACUUCUACGACAAAGUGAUCGCUCUAUACGGUCCCCACAGCAUCCUCGGCAGAGCUGUCGUCCUCCACGCAAUGGCUGACGACUUUGGAAGAUCAGACCACCCCGAUUCGAGGAAGACUGGCAACGCUGGAGGCCGCGUCGCAUGCGGUGUUAUUGGCAUCCAGAGUCCUGUAUAUGGCUGGGACCGGAACGCUGCCUCUUCUAGCAAAUACUGGAUUACCUCUAUCAUGUUUGUAGUUCUUUCUGUUACUACUAUGUUACUACAGUAACUUAAGUUUCUCUGAAAUGUUAUCAUAGUAAUUUAAGUUUCUUUUAAAUGUUACUACAGUAACUUGAGUU